Molecule: messenger RNA, 2860 nt
Organism: Sodiomyces alkalinus F11
Lineage: Eukaryota; Fungi; Ascomycota; Sordariomycetes; Glomerellales; Plectosphaerellaceae
Product: DUF803-domain-containing protein
Exons: 2
Coding region: 414-2525 (703 amino acids)
Biological process (GO): magnesium ion transport
Cellular component (GO): membrane
Molecular function (GO): magnesium ion transmembrane transporter activity
Source: RefSeq, a predicted model, not a curated record
CCUUAGAUGGUGAACUUUUGCGUCUCCGUCCAAACCCGAUCGUCCGACCCUCUGCCCUCAGUCGCUUCUCUUGUCGCCAUGCUUUGAAACCGGCAAUUUCUUUCAUUGAUCAAAGAUUAACCCAGGCACUAUUCUCUUCUCGGCUCCAUUGUGACACCCAGUUCCAAUGAUAGGCGAAGUCCAUUUGUCCAGGUCUCCAGAACUCGAGCCGUGCGUGUGUCUCCCAUCCCAUAACUACGGCCUUCCCAGGGUUGCGUCCCAUCUCGGCCAUAUCCGGUGCUGCGCUAUUCCAGUUACCUAGGGAGAAGAAGAAGACAGAUUCUGUGCCACACGACUGCCACGAAUACUUGUGGACUCUCGUCUGUGGUCACCGUCGUCCUCCCCUCACCUGUCUUCUCGCUACCUAGGUAGCCAUGGGGGAGCCCAGCUCUUACCCGGCUUUCAACGACAUCGUCGCGAUCCGCUCCGAACAUCCCGAUCACGGUGGCGAUGGAGAGUUGCGGAAUUGGUCGUCCCUGAUUGGCAUCGUCACUGCCAUUGUUGGCAACGUCCUUAUUGCGCUGGCCCUCAACGUUCAGCGAUAUGCACAUCUCCGUCUACAUCGGGAGCGCGUCCGAAUACGACGACGAGCCAAGGAGGCAUUUAGGCGACUCGAGAACAACAAUCGUUCCUCGGGCGUCUAUGGAAGUUUGGGUCGCGAAAACGGGCACCGGGGUAGUAAUGCCGAGGACCGUCCUCACAACAACCGAGCCGCCGCUGCCGACGGCAACAACAACGUCGACGACGACGAUGAGUAUGAGUAUGCCCACGAAUCCGACCUCUUAACACGAUCAUUCCGCUCCGAGGAUUCCGCCGGCUCCGACACCUCCGAUGAACAAGCGAAGGCCUCCUCCUCAUACCUCAAGUCCCCCUACUGGUGGACCGGCCAAAUAUUGAUCACACUGGGCGAGCUGGGCAAUUUUUUGGCGUACGGCUUUGCGCCAGCGUCUAUCGUCUCCCCCCUGGGAGUCGUUGCCCUGAUCUCCAACUGCAUCAUCGCUCCGAUUUUUUUCAAGGAGAUCUUCCGACAGCGGGACUUCUGGGGUGUCGUCAUUGCCGUUGGUGGCGUCGUUACCGUUGUUCUAAGCGCGAAUCAGGAGGAGACGAAACUCGACCCCAACGACGUUUGGCGUCAUAUUAAGACCAUCGAAUUCGAGGUGUACUUGGCUGUGACCAUAUCCCUCAUCGCUAUCCUGAUGUGGGCCAGCUCCAGGUAUGGCACACGAACCAUUCUGAUUGAUCUUGGCCUUGUAGGUCUGUUCGGAGGUUACACCGCCCUGGCGACCAAGGGAGUGUCGUCCAUGCUAUCUUCGACCCUAUGGAGAACCUUUACGACACCGGUCGCCUAUGUCCUAAUUUUCAUCUUAAUCAUGACCGCUAUCAUGCAAAUUCGAUAUCUCAACAAAGCCUUGCAGCGAUUCGAUUCCACCCAAGUGAUACCCACCCAGUUCGUCACAUUCACACUCUGCGUCAUCGUCGGCAGCGCCGUCCUCUAUCGAGAUUUCGAGCGCACCUCUGCCACACAGGCCGCCAAGUUUGUCGGCGGCUGUCUGCUCACCUUCUUCGGCGUCUUCCUCAUCACUAGCGGCAGGCCGGACCACGAUGAUGAGGAACACCGUUUAUCAGAUGUACCUGGCAUAGAGGAGACCAUCGGGCUCGCUCACCAGGACACGAACCAGCCCUCUUCCCGGUCGACCGCAUCGGGCGGACCAACGAGGUCUCGCGGUUCCUCUAAAGCGUCUCGUCCCGACCCCUUCCUGGGCGACCCUCAGCCCUAUGCGAUGGGCCGUGGCUUCGAGGCGUCUUCGUAUCCACGCGCUCGUACCCAUCGCCAUGGGAGCCUGGGAUCCCAAGAGUCGGCCCCCUUGCUGUCGAAACCGUGGACCGCUAGUCUGGCGGAUCAUCAGGUCGCGCCGCCCCCCGGGGUGCGCACAAUCUCCGACGACUCUGCCACGACGCUCUCAGGUCUGGCAGCCGCACAGUCUGCUCCCUCGUCGCCUCCUCGUAGCAGCCAGUAUCUGCCAGCCCGUCCCGGCGAAACGCCCACAACGCCACGCGCCUCGCUGUCACUGCCAGCCCAAGCGCCCAGGACGCCAACCCACCACUUCAGCGGGACCAUCUUCUCACCCUCGCCGCUGUCAUCCACCGUCAAUGCUGUCGUCAAGGACACGCUUCUCAGGGAUACGGAUCACCCGUAUCUGAGAAGGCCGUCCGUGCGCAGGCUUCGCUCGGGUAUCCGCGCGAGCCUCUUCAUCCCGGAUGACGACGGGCAGAAUUAUGAUGUUGGAACGCGGAGCGACGAGAGGAGGAGACCGGCUGCUCGGUCCCAUGGUUGCCUGGACGAGACGGCGCACGAGCCGAGUCGAGAGGGGCAGACGGAGUCGCCGUUUGACGGGAGGACGAGGCCGAGGAGCUUGAGUGAUACCCUCGGCGAGCUUUUCAAGUUGAAGAGGAAGCCGAAGAGCCGACAUGAGGACCCCGCGUAGGAACAUUGUGUGUUGUAUAUUCCGGGGAUUUUGCUCAUGGUGUCCCGGGGAGGAGAGGAGGUAAUGCAGUUAACUCGGCGGGCACAAGUUGUUCUUUUUUUUUUUUCUUCUUUCUUUUUAUGGUCAUUGCAUUUCCUCGCGCGGCGUUAUGGUAGAGGGCAACGGCCGGGAUCUCGAGUUCCUAUGAUAUUUCUCGUGGAUGAGGUUGAUUUUAAGUCUUUUGCAAGUGUUUCCCUAUAGCCCUUUGAUUCCCCUCUCGUGUCCAUAUCCAGGCACAAAACAUAUAAUAAUGGCAUAACUGCGUCAUCUUAUUAUGGCGGUUCUAAUCGGCAGCG